This is a messenger RNA of Daphnia magna, 770 nucleotides long. RefSeq lists its product as uncharacterized. NCBI's taxonomy places the organism in Eukaryota, Metazoa, Arthropoda, Branchiopoda, Diplostraca, Daphniidae. The transcript is spliced from 2 exons. The record is from RefSeq and is a predicted model, not a curated record. The coding region runs from base 101 to 730 and encodes 209 amino acids.
UGAUCGAUUUGUGCUCGAACAGUGCUGGAAGGGAUUUCGUUGUACCCUUUUGGGUAUAUAAGGAAAUUCGGAUUUUCAGAGCUGUUGUCUAUUUUCAAAAAUGGUCAGCGUUACUAUUAGUUUACUGGUUGCUACUUGCAUUGUAACGCUGAUCAACGUGAGCUCCACGGAGGCAAAGCCCUUUAACACGAAUAUCAAUACAAACUACAAUAGUAACUACAAUGCAAACUUAAAUGCAAAUUACCUGAUCAGUUCACUUUUAAACUACAUUUUGGACCUAUUGCAAAUUAUCCAUAAGAAUGGGCAACGUUCUGGAUCUGUUGAUAUUCCACCCUUUCCUCAGCUUCAUGACAUCACGGAACUGCGGCAAAUCCAAUCACCAGCUGCUGUAUCACAAUCACCUUCUUCCAACUCGAUGGAUGACAAUAAGGAACAAACUGCUGUUAUUAAGGGUGAUUUCAAUAUUCUGCACGAUUAUGUUCACGACAAUAUUAUAAAAAAUAGAAAACCUGGCAUAAUCGAUGAUGGUGGUUCAGCAGCCGAUGAGGAUAGAAAAGCCAUUGAAGCUGCCGUGGACGCUUUUAGGGGACCUGAUGUCCCUGCCCUUGUUUCACCAAUCCCUUUAGAUACAUGGGGUCUUCGUCUAACAGUACCAGAACCUCCGGAGCAACAAGCUACUAAAAUGAAACUCCUAAAAUCCAUUGCAGAAGCCCAAGUCCGUACAAGAUAGAAAAAUUAUACUUAUGCAUUUUCAAUGAUUUCGGCUUUGG